AUGGGCUCUAACAUCGAUAAACUUCGACGUAAGGCACAGGAGUGCUGGGAGGAAGCCUUCAAUGACGGCCCAUAUUCCAACUUCCUUCAGGGAGAAUAUCUUGUCAACAAGUCCGGCGAACCAUGGGGAAACAUCCUCAAAGACAAGAAUCUUCUUAAAAAGAAGAUUAAGAUAGAGGAUCUGACCAAGGACCAGUCCACCUCCUUCAUCCGGACAUGGUGGGCUGCCGGUCGUUGCACCUCCUUCGCUACGCGGAUUGUCCGACAACUGCAGGAAUACAGCUCCGCAUCAUUUGAUUUUAAGUUCUACGAUCUCAACGGGCAUCGUGUCGCUCGAUGCAUGAAAACAGGGAUUCUCAUCGACUCGAGUUCGGCAGUUGGCGUUCUCGUCCUGAAUGACGGUGACGACUGGACGACCAUAGCAGGUGACACAAGGAACCGUCAAUGGAAAUGGCGUGCUGGAAUGUCCAAGUUUGAUGGCGGACAAGGUCUCAAGGAGUCAGGAAAUGCCCUCUCCGUCCAGCAGUCCAUGUCGCAAUGUUUGAUGGAAAUCAGCGAGAGAUUCGAACCUCUCUGCUUGUUCAGAUCCUUUGCACAAGGACGUGCGCACUUCCAUGGCAUGAUCAAAUGGGUACCUAGCAAGAAACAAUUAGUUUUGAUCAAGAGGUUGGGGGAGAGAGACAACAUCACGAUUCAAUUCGAUAAAUCUGGUACUGCAGCUACUGAGGCACAGUGUCGUGGUGCUGUUACAGAUUUCAUAGCUCGGUAUGGAGGUCCAGAAGGCGAAAAGCAAUGGAGAUUUGGACAGCCAGAUCAUAGGGCCAUGGAUAUCCAUGACAAGAUCUGGUCUGCUGCAAUCCAGGCAUGGGGAAACCCUCGUCUAGCCUGA
Messenger RNA from Aspergillus pseudonomiae, 888 nucleotides. RefSeq lists its product as uncharacterized. NCBI's taxonomy places the organism in Eukaryota, Fungi, Ascomycota, Eurotiomycetes, Eurotiales, Aspergillaceae. The record is from RefSeq and is a predicted model, not a curated record. The transcript has 3 exons. The coding region runs from base 1 to 888 and encodes 295 amino acids.